This is a messenger RNA of Chionomys nivalis (European snow vole), 5380 nucleotides long. It is a transcript of the gene Kdm4b, whose product is annotated as lysine demethylase 4B. The record is from RefSeq and is a predicted model, not a curated record. Gene Ontology annotation, molecular function: histone H3K9 demethylase activity. Gene Ontology annotation, biological process: chromatin remodeling. Bases 295 to 3663 code for a protein of 1122 amino acids. Lineage: Eukaryota; Metazoa; Chordata; Mammalia; Rodentia; Cricetidae. Gene Ontology annotation, cellular component: nucleus. The transcript has 23 exons.
UCGGCCGCGAGCAAGCGAACGAUCGAACCAGCGAACGAACCCGGCGAAGGCAGGAGCCGAGCGGCCCGACCGCGGGAGCAAGGCCCGGCGGGGGCGACGCAAGGAGGCCGAGCACGCGCCGCUCAGCCCGCUGUCCACACUCGGGGUCGCGCGCGCCGCGCCAGGACACUGCUGUCCCUGGAGGUGCCUGACAAAAAUCAACCCUGACGGCUUCCUUGAGCCCAAGUCAUUUGUCCACCUCAGCCCCCUGGAACCUCCUGGAACCCCCAGGUGUGGUUCUGCAGUGGAGCAGCCAUGGGGUCUGAGGACCACAGUGCCCAGAACCCCAGCUGCAAAAUCAUGACCUUCCGCCCCACCAUGGACGAGUUCAGGGACUUCAACAGAUACGUGGCCUACAUCGAGUCGCAAGGUGCCCACCGCGCAGGCCUGGCCAAGAUCAUCCCACCCAAGGAGUGGAAGCCACGGCAGACAUAUGACGACAUCGAUGAUGUGGUCAUCCCAGCACCCAUACAGCAGGUGGUGACGGGGCAGUCGGGGCUUUUCACACAGUACAACAUCCAGAAGAAGGCCAUGACCGUGGGCGAAUACCGCCGCCUGGCCAACAGUGAGAAGUACUGCACCCCGCGCCAUCAGGACUUUGACGACCUGGAACGAAAGUACUGGAAGAACCUGACCUUCGUCUCGCCCAUCUAUGGGGCUGAUAUCAGUGGCUCCCUAUAUGAUGACGAUGUGGCCCAGUGGAACAUUGGUAACCUGAGGACCAUCUUGGAUAUGGUGGAACGUGAGUGUGGCACCAUCAUCGAGGGCGUGAACACACCCUACCUGUACUUUGGCAUGUGGAAAACCACUUUUGCCUGGCACACAGAGGACAUGGACCUCUACAGCAUCAACUACCUGCACUUCGGCGAGCCCAAGUCCUGGUACGCCAUUCCACCGGAGCACGGCAAGCGCCUGGAGCGCCUGGCCAUAGGCUUCUUCCCUGGGAGCUCACAGGGCUGCGAUGCCUUCCUGAGGCACAAGAUGACACUCAUCUCGCCCAUCAUCCUGAAGAAGUAUGGCAUCCCCUUCAGCCGGAUCACACAGGAAGCCGGGGAGUUCAUGAUCACUUUCCCCUAUGGUUACCACGCGGGCUUCAACCACGGCUUCAACUGCGCUGAGUCCACCAACUUUGCCACGCUACGCUGGAUUGACUAUGGCAAAGUGGCCACACAGUGCACAUGUCGCAAGGACAUGGUCAAGAUCUCCAUGGACGUGUUUGUGCGCAUCCUGCAGCCUGAACGCUAUGAGCAGUGGAAGCAGGGCCGUGACCUCACGGUGCUGGACCAUACUCGGCCCACAGCCCUUAGCAGCCCUGAGCUGAGCUCCUGGAGUGCCUCGCGUGCUUCACUGAAGGCCAAGCUCUUGCGCAGACAAAUUAGUGUGAAGGAGAGCAGACCCUGGAGAAAGGCUGAGGAGGAGAGGAGGCGGGAGCCGACCAGGAGGCCAGGGCCAGCGUCGCACCGGAGACGGAGCCAGCCCAAGAAGUCCAAGCCUGAAGACUCCAAGUCUCUUGGUCUGGAUGAGCCUGGGGGCUGUUCUCGGGAGGAGGCCGCUCCUGAGGACGAGGAUGAGGAAGAGGAGCUGUUUCCCUCACAGGGCCCCGAGGCCGAGGGCCUGGAAGAGGAUGGCAGAGGCAAACCCCGACCAACCAAGGCCCGGAGCAAGAAGAAGACCCCCAACCCCCUGUCACCCCUGUUGCAGCCCGCCCCACCAGCCCUAUUACCCACUGAGGAGGUCCUGAGAUCACAGCCCCCACCCAAGUCUCCGGUGCCGGCCAUGGGCCCCAUGGCCGCAGAGGGGGGCCCUCCACCAGCACCCCUCAAUGUGGUGCCUCCUGGGGCACCAGGUGAGGAGGCAGAGGUGCGGCCGCGGCCCAUCAUCCCAAUGCUGUAUGUGCUUCCGCACACCAACACCACUGAUGGGGACAGGGAGCGCACUGCCCACCCGCAGUUGGCACCCAUGGAGCUGGGACCCGAAGACGAAAGCCAGGCCCAAGCUGGCGAUGCACAGGCACCGUCCUCCUUCUCUAAGCUGAAGGUAGAAAUCAAAAAAAGCCGGCGUCACCCGUUGGGUCGUCCACCUACACGGUCCCCAUUGUCUGUGGUUAAACAGGAGGCUUCAAGUGAUGAAGAAGCCUUCCCAUUCUCAGGAGAGGAUGAUGUCAGUGACCCCGAGGCCUUGAAGUCCCUGCUUUCGCUGCAGUGGAAGAACAAGGCAGCCAGCUUCCAAGCUGAGAGGAAGUUCAAUGCGGCAGCUGCCCUCAACGAGCCCUACUGCGCCAUCUGUACCCUUUUCUACCCCUACAGCCAGUCAGUACAGACAGAGCGAGAGGUCCCAGCUGCUCCAGGGGACAGUGCUGUCCAGCCACCCUCCAAAAGUGGCCAGCGGACACGGCCACUGAUCCCUGAGAUGUGCUUCACUUCGAGUGGGGAGAACACGGAGCCGCUGCCUGCUAACUCCUACGUCGGCGAGGAUGGUACCAGCCCACUCAUUUCUUGUGCCCACUGCUGCCUGCAGGUCCACGCCAGUUGCUAUGGUGUCCGGCCUGAGCUGGCCAAGGAGGGCUGGACAUGCUCCCGGUGUGCGGCCCAUGCCUGGACUGCGGAAUGCUGUUUGUGCAACCUCCGGGGAGGAGCACUGCAGACGACCACGGAGCACAGGUGGAUUCACGUGAUCUGCGCCAUUGCAGUCCCCGAGGUACGGUUCCUGAAUGUGAUUGAACGCAACCCCGUGGAUGUCAGUGCCAUCCCUGAGCAGCGAUGGAAACUGAAAUGUGUGUACUGCCGCAAGCGCAUGAAGAGGGUGUCUGGUGCCUGCAUCCAGUGCUCCUAUGAGCACUGCUCCACGUCCUUCCAUGUGACCUGUGCACAUGCUGCUGGUGUCCUCAUGGAGCCGGAUGACUGGCCCUACGUGGUGUCCAUCACCUGCCUCAAGCACAGAGCAGGCGGCCUCGGGGUGAGUGCUGCACCAGGGGACCCCCGCCCAUGUGUACUAGCCCUGACCACCCGGCCUUGUCCACUUGAGCAAAAUCCCACCCACAUGCGCCAUCGCCCCUGUCCCCAGGGCCAGCUCCUGCGCGCUGUGUCCCUGGGCCAGGUCGUCAUCACCAAGAACCGCAACGGGCUAUAUUAUCGCUGCCGUGUCAUUGGCACCACCGCACAGACCUUCUACGAGGUCAACUUUGAUGAUGGCUCCUACAGUGACAACCUGUACCCAGAAAGCAUCACGAGCAGAGACUGUUUGCGGCUAGGACCGCCCCCGGAGGGUGAGCUGGUGGAGCUGCGGUGGACAGAUGGCAACCUGUAUAGAGCCAGGUUCAUCUCCGCGGCCACCAGCCUCAUCUACCAGGUGGAGUUUGAGGACGGGUCUCAGCUAACGGUGAAACGUGGGGACAUCUUCACCCUGGAAGAGGAGCUGCCCAAGAGGGUACGGUCCCGGCUGUCCCUGAGCACCGGCACUCCACAGGAGCCCGGCUUCUCUGCAGAGGAUGUGAAGGCUGCCAAGCGCCCACGGGUGGCUGCUAUGGUAACCACCACCACCCAGGACCCAGGGCACAGCCCGGAAUACCUGGCCUUCGUGGAGAGCCUGCUGCAAGCGCAGGGCCGACCUGGGGCCCCCUUCUAGAUGCUGCCCACUCCCGUUUCCACUGCGGGACCUACCUGGGCAACGGGACCAGCAGGAUCCAACAUGGCCGGACUCAGGGAGAGGGGCCAGUGUCCCUGGACUGCAGCGAUUCCAUGGGACCCAUCCUGGCUGUGCUUUUCUCCUAAAGGUGCUACGGGGCAUCUCAGAGCCUCCUGUGACAGACGCCAGCCGAGGACACUGGGGCACAGCCCCAACCUGUUUUCUAGAUUCGUGGCUUUAAACAUGGACAGCGACCUACUCUUUUCCUCGGAACCGAGACCCGAGGAGAUUCACCCUUGCUCGCCGCUUGUGGGGGUCAUUUUCUCUCUUCAGCAGCAGGAGAGGCACUCGGACGGCAGCCAGCGCACGCUGGCCUGUGUGGUGGCCUGUGUGGUGGCUGCUGGUACUGUCUUCUGCUUCCUGCUGGGGAGGCGGGCCCUGCAGGCGACGUCCCUUCCCUGUCCUGUCCCCCGCCCCAUGCAGAGUCUGCCUCCGAGGCCUGGCAUGGCAGCUGCCCCAUGGGUGAGCCAGGCUGCAAGGUGGCUGAGUCCCACAGCUGUGGCCUGAGGUCCCAUGAGCCUCCCCCUGACAGCCCCUGUGUGGCUGAAGGCAGGGAGCAGGUGCCGCCUUCCCUUGCAGCAUGGGUUGAGUGACAGGGACACCCACUACUUGGGCCUGCUCUUCACUAGUGGCCACUGCCACCCUAGCGCAGUGCCCAGCAUGGACAGCUCGUCUGUAAGUGAUAAAGGACUGCACAGACAGGCCCUGGGGACCUGCUGGGUGCCCAGUGACCACCGUGUCCACAUGUAUUUUGAAAUUCUAUUUAUAUUGUAAAGAGAAUUAAAAGGGCCCAGCCUUGGGCCUAGAGGAAUGGGCUGGACCUCAGGGGCCCUCAGGCUGUGUCUCACGGGCUCUGCAGAGAGGCCUGGGUUUUACAGUGUGCAAAACAAAAACAGAAACAAAACCUCGCUCCUCCCUUACUUUUCUCCCCACCCCAGAUGAAGGAUGCCAUAAUUUUGCCUCAGUCCCCAGCCUCUGGCUCAGGAUCCAUUAAAAGCCCUCAAGCGCUUCCUAUUCCUGCCUGGCCGUGGCUAUGUUCUCAUUUCUGGCCAGGGCCAGAUGGGCUCAGGACAAAAGUUUCCUUGACAGGACGAUGGGCAUAGCAUGUUCUGGUCUGGAUGUAGGGGCUGCCGGGAGGUGGGACACCAUCCGGGUAUCAGGGCUCUCCACUCCCUCAUUUGUCAGCAGCUUCCAUCUGCUUCCUGUGCUAGCAAGGGCCACAGAGGAGCAAUGGUGCUGCGGCCUAGCAGAUCCUGGCCUGCUGGAGCAGAGGGAGGAGUGGGGGCAGGGCCUGCUGGUAGGUUGCAAGGGAGACUUGGGUUUGACCCAAGGGAGGAGGAGCGUGGGAGCCGCAGAGAAGCCCACAAGGGAUCUCAGCAGCAGGCAGCCAGGUGGAGCAGAUGACCCUGGUUUUCCAUUCCUCUGAAACAUAGACUAGACCUUGGAACAGGCAAAAGCUCUGGAGGAAAGGGAAGGCAGCCCUGAUGGGGACAUGGCCAGGAUCCUGUGGGGGUAGGGUGUUGUGCCAAGAGGGGACAUCUAACUAGCUCUGACCCCGACUGGCAGAUCCUACUGAGCUCAGAUGUGAGACCUGCAGCCUUGGGCCAAAUCUAGCCCUAGACCUGUUUUUUGUCAAUAAAGUUUUAUUUGCACAUGG